UGGAGCACGAGCGCUGCUGCCUCUGUAGCCGCACGCACCGCAGUGAUCGGGUCUCGCUCUUGUGCAGGUCAGUUGUUACCUCCACUCGGCGGAUGCGUCGUUCCCCUCUCUCGGCCGACGUCCAUCAAAUGGUUCAUUUCUGUACCCCCAGCAGGGCAUGAGAGCGCAAUUCUACACUAAUUGAAUUUCGGACAGAAAGCAGGGGGAGUCUAGGAGAGAAUCGUUCCCCAGGAUUGUAUUUGGAGCUAUGCCAGUUCCAGACCAACCCUCUGAAGCAGAUAAGACCACCAUGCUGAGCCCAGUGCUGAACGCCUCGAAUGGAGAUGGCUCAGAGACAGAGACCACCUCUGCCAUCCUGGCAUCCGUGAAGGAACAGGAGCUGCAGUUUGAGAGGCUCACUCGGGAACUGGAGGCAGAGCGCCAGAUUGUCGCCACCCAACUGGAGCGAUGCAAGCUGGGAUCUGAGACUGGCAGCAUGAGCAGCAUCAGUUCAGCAGAAGAACAGUUUCGCUGGAAUACCCAAGACGGACAGAAGGACAUAGAGGAAGAACUGACUACUGGCCUGGAGCUUGUGGACUCCUGCAUCAGGUCUCUCCAAGAAUCCGGGAUACUCGACCCACAGGAAUACUCUGCAGGUGAAAGACCGAGCCUCCUAUCCCAGAGCACUCUGCAGCUCAAUUCCAAUCCAGAAGGGUCUUUCCAGUACUCAGCCAGCUACCAUAGUAACCAGACCCUCGCCCUGAGUGAUUCGUCGACGUCCCAGCCCCCGACGCGCAGCGGCCAGGUCGGAGGUGCCGUUCACAGCUACAACCAGGUGACGUCAAACCGAGCGGCUCAGCUUGCUGCCGGCGAGUCCUCGCAGUCGCGGGAGUCCUUCGCGCCAAGCCAUGGAAGCGCCUUCCACCUGCCCGACUCGCAGCAGACAACCUCCAUCUACUACUCCAGCUCCACCCUGCCGGCGCAGCGCGUGAGCUCCCCGCUGUCCAUGCAGUCGGUGGGCUCCCCGACCAAGCUGCAGCGCCUCGGCUCGGCCUCCGACACGCCCGGUUACGCCACCACCCAGCGGGUCUCCUCCUCGCCCAAGCAGUCCCCCAGCCGGCUGGCCAAGUCUUACAGCACCAGCUCCCCCAUCAACAUUGUGGUGUCCUCCUCCGGGCACCCCUCCUCGCCGCUGCGGGUGGCCUCCCCGCCCAACGCCUCCACCUCCUCCCCGAUCCACCAGAUCAGCUCCACUGUGGGCAACUACGCCACGCUGUCCCCCACCAAGCGCCUGGUGCACUCCUCCGAGCAGUACAAGCUCUCCCAUGACCUGUACGCCACGGCCACCCUGCAGAGACCAGGCAGCCUAGCAGGAUCCAGGGGGUCAUAUAGCAGCCAGCACAGCCACUUGGGGACAGAUCUGAGGCCGCUGCAGUCUCCUGAGCAUCACAUUGACCCUAUCUAUGAGGACAGGGUCUACCAGAAAGCCCCCAUGCGGAGUCUGAGCCAGAGCCAGGGUGAACCCCUGCCACCGGGACACACCGGCACCUACCGCACCAAUACAGCCCCGUCUUCCCCUGGUGUUGACUCCGUACCAUUGCAGCGCACAGGCAGCCAGAACGCCACAGGGACUUACCAGAGGGCCAGUUAUGCCUCUGGUCCGGCCGCCAACUACGCCGACCCAUACCGCACGCUCCAGUACUGCCCAUCCGUGGAAUCCCCGUACAGCAAGUCUGGACCGGCCCUCCCUCCCGAGGGCACGCUGGCGAGGUCGCCCUCCAUCGACAGCAUCCAGAAGGAUCCCAGGGAGUUUGGCUGGCGAGACCCAGAGCUGCCUGAAGUUAUCCAGAUGCUACAGCAUCAGUUCCCCUCGGUACAGUCCAACGCUGCGGCCUAUCUGCAGCACCUGUGCUUUGGAGACAACAAGAUCAAGUCCGAGAUCCGGAGACAGGGGGGUAUCCAGCUGCUGGUGGACCUCCUGGAUCAUCGGAUGACAGAGGUGCACAGGAGCGCCUGCGGGGCCCUGAGGAACCUGGUGUACGGCAAGGCCAACGACGACAACAAGAUCGCCCUGAAGAACUGCGGCGGGAUCCCAGCACUGGUGCGACUACUGCGCAAGACCACGGACGUAGAGAUCCGAGAGCUGGUCACAGGCGUGCUGUGGAACCUGUCCUCUUGCGACGCCCUGAAGAUGCCGAUAAUCCAGGACGCCCUGGCGGUGCUGACCAACACGGUCAUCAUCCCUCACUCAGCCUGGGACACCUCGCCCCACCAGGAGGACCGCAAGCUGCAUCUGCACUCCUCGCAGGUGCUCCGCAACGCCACGGGUUGCCUGAGGAACGUGAGCUCGGCGGGGGAGGAGGCGCGCCGGCGGAUGCGGGAGUGCGAGGGGCUCACCGACGCGCUGCUCUACGUGAUCCAGACGGCUCUGGGGAGCAGCGAGAUCGAUAGCAAGACCAUAGAAAACUGUGUGUGCAUCUUGAGGAACCUCUCGUAUCGACUGGCUGCAGAGACAUCUCAGGGACAGCAGAUGGGCACGGAUGAGCUUGAUGGAUUGCUUUGUGGCGAUGCCAAUGGCAAGGACAGCGAGAGCUCUGGGUGCUGGGGGAAAAAGAAGAAGAAAAAGAAGGCGCAGGAUCAGUGGGAUGGUGUGGGACCCCUCCCUGAGUCCGCCGACCCCCCCAAAGGGAUCCAGAUGCUCUGGCACCCCUCCAUUGUCAAACCCUACCUCACUCUCCUGUCUGAGUGCUCCAACCCCGACACCCUGGAAGGUGCGGCAGGGGCACUGCAGAACCUGGCGGCGGGCAGCUGGAAGUGGUCGGUGUACAUCCGAGCAGCUGUAAGAAAAGAGAAGGGCCUGCCUAUUCUUGUGGAGCUGCUUCGAAUAGACAACGACCGGGUGGUGUGUGCCGUGGCGACAGCUUUAAGAAAUAUGGCCUUAGACGUGAGAAACAAAGAAUUAAUUGGCAAGUAUGCCAUGCGCGACCUGGUCCAUCGCCUACCGGGGGGAAACAACAGCACCAGUGGGGGUACUACCAACAGCACUGUCAGCAAGACCAUGUCUGACGACACUGUCACCGCCAUCUGCUGUGCCCUGCAUGAGGUCAUCACGAAGAACAUGGAGAACGCCAAGGCCCUGCGCGAUGCCGGUGGCAUCGAGAAGCUCAUAGGCAUCGCCAGGAGCAAAGGAGACAAGCACUCGCCGAAGGUGGUGAAAGCAGCCUCUCAGGUCCUCAGCAGCAUGUGGCAAUACAGGGAUCUGCGCAGCCUCUACAAGAAGGAUGGCUAUGCGCAGUAUCAUUUUGUGGGCUCUUCUUCAACAAUAGAGAGGGACAGACAAAGGCCCUACUCUUCCUCCCGCACGCCCUCUAUCUCCCCAGUCCGGACUUCCCCUAAUAAUCGAUCAGCAAGUGCCCCCGCCUCACCCCGAGAGAUGAUCAGCCUCAAGGAAAGGAAGACAGACUACGAGUCGACUGGAACCAAUGCCAGUUACCAUGGAAACAAAGGCGAGCACACUUCCAGGAAAGAUGCCAUGGCAGUGCAAAUCUCAAGUGGGACCUCAACGUUGUUCCGGAAUUCAUAUGUGACAGCUAAUGAAGACAUCAAACACAACCAGAUCCCAGCCCAGCCUGCUCCACAAGAGAGCGCCCGAAAAGACUACGAGACAUUUCCUCCCUUUCAAAACUCCACUAGAAACUUUGAAGAGUCUUUCUUUGAGGAUCAAGUGCAUCACCGCCCCCCGCCCGCUACAGAUUUAAAUAUGCACCUGGGACUGAAGUCGACCGGCAACUACGUGGACUUCUACUCAGCAGCCCGCCCCUAUAGUGAACUCAACUACGAGACGAGUCACUACCCAGCCUCACCUGACUCCUGGGUCUAGGGACUGGUGUCCAACAGCAGCAAAGUGCUGGGAGGGGGGAGGGCGGGGGGAUGACCGUGCAUGUGCAUGCAUACCACAUGACAUUUUUCAGCAAGUUUUGUUUGUCAAAGCUCGUUCCAUAGAGAGGUUCUAUUGAAAUGUGUGAGUGGGUUUGGGAGGGGCAUAUAGAGAGGAAAAGAGAGGGAGACAGAGAGAGAGAGAGAGAGAGAGAGAGAGGGAGAGAGGCCUUGGGGCACAGCAUAAAGAGAGAAUGCUUGAAAGAUGACAGAGGGUUCUUAUUGUGUGGGAAGUGAGAACCUUGACCUUUGGAGUCAAGGUGGAAUAACAGUGAGGGUAUUUGGAAUGUCGAGGAUGAAAAGGGGCUGCAAAUAUGUGGAAUAGUAGGGAGACGGGUAUGUGAAGCACAAGAAAAAAAAAAAACAAACAAAUUGCUGUUUACAAGAGCUUGGGGAACAGCUUUUCACAUUUCGUUUAUUACUUUUUCUUCGUUGUGAACCCAAGGCUUCAACCUGCAUUUUGUGUAGCAUCCCCUGCACAAGACGGAUGCCUCCUGCCUUUUACUUUAUUUUCUGUCUUUUUUUUUAAUUUGUACUUUUUUAAUUCUUUGUUGUAAAGUAUUUGAUGUACAUUACAGAGAUACAAGUGCAUUGUGUAUAUUACACGAAUGCCACUGUGUCCCUUCUUCAGUGGCUCUUACUAUUGUUUUACGGAUACCUACAAAAAAAAGAGAAAAAACAUUGGAAAGACAUAUGACUCACCAACAUAUCCUUUCCAAACAAAGUAUGUUUUAACAGCAAGAAGGAAGUAUUUAGCAGUAUUGUUCGUUCUGAUAAUGUGAAUUUGUUUGUGGCAACUAAGCAAACGUUCUAAGCAGUUCAAGACAGUUAACAGAACAUCA
Molecule: messenger RNA, 4757 nt
Organism: Megalops cyprinoides (Indo-Pacific tarpon)
Lineage: Eukaryota; Metazoa; Chordata; Actinopteri; Elopiformes; Megalopidae
Gene: ctnnd2a
Product: catenin (cadherin-associated protein), delta 2a
Exons: 22
Coding region: 248-3859 (1203 amino acids)
Biological process (GO): cell-cell junction assembly; cell-cell adhesion; dendritic spine morphogenesis
Cellular component (GO): plasma membrane; nucleus; adherens junction
Molecular function (GO): cadherin binding
Source: RefSeq, a predicted model, not a curated record